AUGAAUAUUUUAAAUAAAUAUAAAUUAACAAAUCAAAUUAAAUUGCCAAAUAAUUAUAAAGCAACAGAACCAGGAGAUAAAGAAGAUAGUGCUGUUUUUGUAACAGCUUCAGAUGCUAAACAAAUAGAUGCACUUAUUUCCUUAAUUGGUUCAAUUAAGCACAGAUUUGGGACAAAGCAAAGAAUUAUUGUAUACGAUCUUGGGGGAAUAUUGUUAAAUGCUAAAAUGGUUGGUUAG
Meloidogyne enterolobii is the source of this 237-nucleotide messenger RNA. NCBI's taxonomy places the organism in Eukaryota, Metazoa, Nematoda, Chromadorea, Rhabditida, Meloidogynidae. The record is from the annotation of a GenBank genome assembly.